UUCAACCAUUUUCAACAUGGACGCCUUGCAAGGUGGACGUGUGAACUCAACUGCGGCAAAGAACGUUGUGCGUUUCAUUCUAAAGGCCUUACUCUGCAUUUACCAGAAUCCGCAAGUCUUUGGUUAUCAUUCUUUGUGUAUUCUGGUGUACGCUGCAAUCCAUGGGUUUAUUCUUUAUCUCGUUCAGAGAGGAAGUAUCACAGAGAGGAAUGCUGCGGAAAAUACUGCAUCUACCUCGUCAGAUUCUCUCGUUUGUUGCACUAAAAACUCUUCUACGCCGAACGUAAGCGAAAGUAAAAGUGAAGCACUAAAAUCUUCUAAAGGAAAGGAUGAUUCGACGUGGGAAAAUGACCUAGGGAAGCCGGCCGAUCACAGCUCGCCUGUUUUGAAUCCGGAUUCCAGCGACAUCCGAAACAGAUUGUCCAUGCUUCGAAUGAAGGAUAUCAUAUCAAUCCUAGGAGACUGUAGAGCUGAAAGUGUGGAUAUUGGUGCCUCAGGGAAGAGUGACUUGGAUGGCUUUUUCAAGGGAUUGGACUUCCCUCCACACCGGGAUACUCGAGAACGAGGGAAUUCUCUGAAGAAAGGAAUUCGAGUGGAUUUGGCCGACACAGACAUCAACUUGCAUGUGCCAUUUACUAGAAAAGCACCUAAAGUCCCUGAAGAGCAUGACUGGGUUGGUAUAGAGGAAGAGAGUCUAACUGUUGCAGCGAAAACAUCUCUAUGUGAUCAUGGUGCACUGACAAGAGAACCCUCAGAUACGGGUUCCGCUCAGAAAGGAACCAGUAAUCCAAAUAAGAAAGGUCAGACCUCUCCAGAUGGAGGAGCACCCUCCCCAGGGGUUGUAAAGGUUCAGAGUGGAAGCAUCAGCUACUCUAGCAGCAGUAGCAGUAGUGGAGGAGAUGAUGGAGAUGGCGAUGAUAACAGGAAGCAGACUGGUCGCAUUGGUGGCUGUCAAGGUUGUGGUGAGAGUGAUGUGGACACUGAGGACGAAAGUGAACAUGUGCCCAAAGAGCAAGAACCCCAAGAUGAUGUGGAUAAUAAUGAUGAUGAUGAUUGUUGUGGCAGUGAAGAUAAUUGCAGUGAAUCUCAAAAAAAUGAUGAAAGUCAGAGAAAUAGUGCACAGUCUGAUCCACAAUCAUCAAGUAGCUACAGCACAGUGCCUGGUGGAAGUGGUGAAUCAGCCUCCCAGAGAAACAGGAAUAGUUCAUGUUAUGAGAGUGCCAAGAAAGCUGCCCAACCAGGUCUGCAGAUUGAUGUUACUACAGCCAAGAUGGAAGCUCAAGCAAAUAUUAUACCCAGUGAAUCACAGGUAGAAACUGAGGGAAUCUCUGAAAGUGAAUCAGAUAAAGAUCUGCAGAAGGCAUUUAUGUGUCGCCAAAACUUGAAUUCUGAUAGAGAGUGGCAGAAAUGUACUGAUGCCUUCUGUCAGUUAAUCCAAUGGUUGCUUAAACACUCUGAAAACUGCAGAAUGCGGGUGUUGGGUGGAUGUAAAGACUGCAUCUGUUUCAAAGAUAUCCUGUUGAAUCAUGUUUUAAAGUGCACUCUUCCUUUAGGACAAUGUGUAAUUGCAAGGUGUGAUUACAUUAGGAAAUACAUGCAUACCAAUAAAACCCCCCUUCCUGGAAACAGGAAGUGGACAUGGGCACUUGAUCAAUUGUUCUUCAGAUCCAUACCCCCUACAACACCCACAGCUGAAGCCAAAGAAGAGUUCUUAAGUGCUUAUGAGGACGGAUUAGCACAGGCACACACCCAAGCAGACAAAGUGCAUGAUACACAUAAAGACAUCGUAGUUGCUGAUGAAAGCUCAGCCUCUUAUGGUGAACUCAUGGGAGGUGCAGAUGGGUGGAGUCAGUACCAUGUGGACCGGCCACCUGAUGCCCGAGUUACCAGAGGCCCAGUUAUCCAGGAGUCUGUCGAGCUGGAGUGCAAAGAGUAUUCACCAAGUUCACCAUUAAGUGCAGCUGAUGUGUCAGUGAAAAGUACUUGUAAAAGCCAGAUCGUGGGGAAUGUUGUGUUGGAGGAAGAAUGGGAGGUCAUUUGGCCUUUAAACCAGGAGAGGCUGGGUGUUCAUGAAAAUGGCUCUUAUAUUGAGAAUAUCCAUUGGCAAGUCAUUCAUGCAAUUGGAGGGGGCUCUUGUGGCCGUUGUUACCUUUGCCGUGAUGUGUUCAAACAAUCGCUAAUUGCGAUAAAAAAGAUUCCCAUCAACAAGUUUGAAAGCAAUGAAAUUCAAAUUUGGGGAGGGCUGUCUGGACGUCACCCAAACAUUUUGGAAUUGUAUGGUGCCAUUAAAUGUAGAAGGAGUGGCACAGUGAUUAUAUUCAUGGAGUAUAUGAGUGGUGGCUCUGUUGAAGAGUAUGCUGGAGAAAUGAACUGUAAUGAGAUCUGGGCACUCCAUAUCCUUGGAAAAGUGCUCUCUGGAGUAGAAUUCAUCCACUCACAGAGAAUACUACAUCGUGACAUAAAGGGUCAGUGUAUGCGUAUUCUUGGAGCUACAUCAUGUUUGUUAUCUGUAAUGUGGUUACCCCCNAGAGGCACAGAGCCCUUCAUGUCCCCAGAGGUCUGUCGAAGUGAAUUCCACACUUUUAGUGCAGAUAUUUGGAGUUGUAUGUGCCUUUUAUACCAAAUGCUGACAGGACGUCCACCUUGGAUGGAUUCUUGUCAUGGUUCACUAAUCUAUAAGAUUGGCACAGCUACUGAACCACCCUGUUCUCCUCCCUGCAGUCCAGAGGUUGAGGACCUUUUCAGCCAAGGCUUCAUUCUAAUGCCAUCUCGUCGUAAGACUGCAAGGGAGCUGUUGAGACACCCAGCAAUAAUGGCAGCUCCAGAUGCAUCAGGUCUGCACCUUCCUUCUUGGGGGGACACAGAGGAAUAUUCGGAUGGUGCUUGCAGCGUUACUUCCUCCUCAACUGGUGCAUUGGAGUCCACUGCAUCAGAAACUUCUGCUGACCAGCCGUUGUCUGAUGGUCUUGCCUCAGAUCUGGAGGAUGACGAUGAUGGAAACUACAGUGACUGUCAUGAUGAUGAUAGUGAUGAUGAUUCAGACAGUCAUGGUGACACCACUGAUUUGGAAGUUGACUUUCAUUUGGAUGCCUUAAUCUCACUCCCCCAGGGAGCUUGGCAAGGUGCAGGCCUGUCUGCUGAGGAACAGUUUCAAUCUCUUCAAAGUGAUUUGGUGCUCAGUCUUUCUGCUGAGGAUUUAGAAAGACAUGUGCUGUCCAAUGUCAUUAAUGGUGUGAGUGAGAAUGAUGUGAAGCAUCUGAGAGAUGACAAUUUUGAUGUCAGUCGAUUCGGUUUAGAUAACCUUGAUAUACAAAGUAUCGACGAUAUACCCUUGUCAAGUGCACUACCUGUCACAGAUUGGUCUUAUUCCAUCACAGAUCUCACAAAGAUCAACAUCAAAGAUAGCAUUGGAAACUUGCUUUUUACAAUCCGUGAGAGGUCCACCACUGCUUAUGGACGUCUUGCCGAAGACCUUCACGGCAAUAUUGCGUCCUUGCUGAAUUUGGACUCCUUUUCGUUAACUCGAGAAGAUGGAACCCCAUUGAACGUCCGCGCGGAGAUUGGCCCUGAAGAGCAAACACUAAGGACUGUGCGUGCGCAUGACAAUGACCCCUGGCAGGAAUGCCGCUGGAGAGUGGAUGAUCGCGGUCGUGUGGAGGAAUUUUUUGAUCUGACUAAUAACUAACAUGGGGAUUUUUUGGCAUGGGCAUAACAUGGGCAUUUUUUUGCUUGACUUGUUCUCCUCUCGUUGUAGUGGCUGAAAUAACUAAUGUUCUGUAGGUUAUUAAAAGUGUCUCUGAGAUGAGGUUUUUUGGUGAAAAAAGUUACCAAAAGCCAAGUAGAUUUCUUUGUUUCCAUGUUAAUUGUCAGUAAUAGUCAAGUACAACAUUUAGAACUAAACAGUAUCUCUAUAGUUUAUUUGGGAGAUAAGAAAGUCAUUAGCGAUCAAUUUAAAUUAAACUCUAGAUAUGUUUAACAUAGAAGAGUAGAAAUAGUGGUAUAACAUGAACUUGUCUAACAGGUUCUAAAACGUAGUUUUAUAUUUUAGUUAAGUAAAUUGAGUAUAACAGAACCAAAAGUAGUUUAGUACAAUGCAUACGGCUCAACAGUUGUGAUGGUUUGGAUUUCUGAUGAUUAUUCUCACUACUUUUUGAUAAAGUCUGUAGCCAUCAAUAAACACACUGUGAUAGCUA
Stylophora pistillata is the source of this 4193-nucleotide messenger RNA. RefSeq lists its product as uncharacterized. NCBI's taxonomy places the organism in Eukaryota, Metazoa, Cnidaria, Anthozoa, Scleractinia, Pocilloporidae. Gene Ontology annotation, biological process: protein phosphorylation. Gene Ontology annotation, molecular function: protein kinase activity; ATP binding. The record is from RefSeq and is a predicted model, not a curated record.